AUGGCCAGCCAGUCGCAGGGCAUCCAGCAGCUACUGCAGGCCGAGAAGGUGUCAGAGGCCUGCAAGCAAAAGAACCGGAGGCUGAAGCAGGCAAAAGAAGCUCAGGCUGAAAUUGAACAAUACUGCCUGCGAAGAGAGAAGGAGUUCAAGGCCAAGGAAGCUGCGGCUCUGGGAUCCCAUGGCAGCUGCAGCACCAAAGUGAAGAAGGAGACCCAGGAGAAGAUGACCAUGCUCCAGGCCUACUUCCAGCAGAACAGGGUUGAAGUCCUGGAUAACCUGCUGGCCUUUGUCUGUGACAUCCGGCCAGAAAUCCAUGAAAACUACCGCAUAAAUGGAAAGGGGAGGAAGAGCAGCUCUGCAUGCAGAUUGACAUGUUAGAUGCCUUCAUGGAAUACGAAGCUUCAGCAAAGCUUGAGUAGUUACAUCCUUGUGAAAAGGCAUUAAAUUAUUUCUGUAUAU
Messenger RNA from Zalophus californianus (California sea lion), 459 nucleotides. RefSeq names its product V-type proton ATPase subunit G 1-like. The coding region runs from base 1 to 378 and encodes 125 amino acids. Gene Ontology annotation, molecular function: proton-transporting ATPase activity, rotational mechanism. Lineage: Eukaryota; Metazoa; Chordata; Mammalia; Carnivora; Otariidae. The transcript has a single exon. Gene Ontology annotation, cellular component: vacuolar proton-transporting V-type ATPase complex. The record is from RefSeq and is a predicted model, not a curated record. Gene Ontology annotation, biological process: proton transmembrane transport.